This is a messenger RNA of Beta vulgaris subsp. vulgaris (sugar beet), 1107 nucleotides long. RefSeq names its product protein LURP-one-related 11. The record is from RefSeq and is a predicted model, not a curated record. The coding region runs from base 149 to 760 and encodes 203 amino acids. The transcript has 3 exons. Lineage: Eukaryota; Viridiplantae; Streptophyta; Magnoliopsida; Caryophyllales; Amaranthaceae.
CAUCCAUUUUUCUAGCAAGCUAAGCCACAUAGUAUACACAACUUAAUGCUCUCCAAAAAAAUUCCAUUUACUCCACCGCCCAACUAUUGCGAUCUACAAAUAAUACACUUUUAACUUGUAAUAAGUUGUAGCUCUCGCAUAUACAUACAUGGCCAAAAAUAAAAUUCACCCUCAUCUCUUAUCUUCUUCUUCAACAUCAUCAAGUUGUUCAGAAGAGAAAGAAAAAUAUACAGUUUGGAUGAAAUCACUCGUACUCAAUGGCAAUGGUUGCACAAUCUAUGAUGCUAGCGGCGUCGUCGUCUAUCGUAUCGAUAAUUAUGAUACAAAGUGUAGCAGCCAAGUUUAUCUCAUGGAUCUUAAGGGAAAAGUCUUAAGUACCUUGCUUAGAAAGAAGUUGAGAGUUAAUGAGAAUUGGAAUGGAUACAAAAAUGAGAGAGUUAAACAAGAUAAGCCAUGGUUUCAAGUAAAGAAAAUGAGCAAAGUUUUUAAUAAAGGUGGUGGAUUUUCAUGUCAAGUUACAAUUAAAGGUGAUUCUUGUCAAGCAUUUUCUUGCUUUAGAAUCCAAGGAUGUCCUCAAAAAUCAGAAUACAAGAUAAUUCGAGGCGAUGGAAUUGUUGUUGCUGAGGUUACAAGAAAGCAAGCAAAAGGAGGAGUAAUGUUAGGAAAUGAUGUAUUAAACUUGGAAGUGGAGCCAAAUAUGGAUAAAUCUCUCAUAAUAUCACUUGUUGUAAUUCAUGGUCUAAUGUCUCAUAAGAUUUAACUUAUAGAAAACCUUCAAUAUACCAUCCUAUCUAACCCCCCAAAAAAGAAAAAAGUAAGAUUAAAGUAUCUAAUUCGAAAAAUUUGAGGAAAGUUGAAUGUAGUUUUUGACAACUAUUGUUUAAUUUUUUCGGCAUCCAAAAGGUGUGUUGAUGAGCUACAAACAUUAUGUGGCCUGUUAUUAAGCAACCCCUCGACAUGUAGAUAUGAUGGGUGAAGAUUUGCAACUUUGAAUUUUGUACUCGAAAAACAGAGAUAUGUAUAUAAAUUUUUGGCCAUGUAAUUGCUCGUGAUGUGUGUAUAUCAUCAUUUUUAUUAAAUCAAUGAGGAACACUCGACUUUCUAUUA